Molecule: messenger RNA, 1551 nt
Organism: Lottia gigantea (owl limpet)
Lineage: Eukaryota; Metazoa; Mollusca; Gastropoda; Lottiidae
Exons: 2
Coding region: 1-1551 (516 amino acids)
Source: RefSeq, a predicted model, not a curated record
AUGGCAAACAAGUUUGGAUUAGGGUCUUUACCUCUAGAAUCUAAAAAUCCCAUGAGUUCUACGGCGUUUAUAAACAAAGCGAAACCUUUUUUCGUGGAUCAAAUCGGAGACACCUUACAAGGGGAUAUCGAUAUGAACAAUUUCAAAAUAACUAAUUUAAAGUUUCCAGGAAACGAUAACGAUGCCGUGAACAAGAAAAAUUUACUGGAUCAAAUAAACGCAAUUCAAAUAGAUAAGGACCAUGUUGAAAAUAGAAUAAAUGACGUGAAAAGAUUCAUCAGACGAAAUAUUAAAAAUCUUGUGGACGAACCCAAACUACAACAAGAGUUAACGAGUUUGAAACGUCUUAUUCAAGUGGAUAAAACAAGUGAGUUGAUAUCUAAAUUAGACGAUCAGAUUACGAAGAUCGCGAAGCAAAAAUCAGAUGUUCAAGAUAUAAUUAACACACUUCCCAUUGACAAAGAUACGUUGAAACAACAAUUGACUGCUUUGGAUACUAAAAUCAAUGACGAAUUAGAAAAAGAAGUGGGUGUGAUUAAAAACUUUCUUCAAAAUAAAUUUCGAGAUGAUAUGAAAAAUUAUAUUAAAGAACAGGUCAAUCUUUUGGUAUCUAGAAUUCAUGACGAUUUUUUGAGACAAGAGAGAAAGUUGAGCAAAUUAGAAGCUAUUGUCACGGACAAAUCGUAUUAUUUCAAUCUACCAUUCGAAAGUGACACUGUCUUCGAUAGAAAAGACCAAAUUUAUAAAUCAAACAAAUACGGAUUCAAAGCAGAAAUAAAAGUGGGUUCACUCGCAUACGGAGAACCUAAAAACGUAUUCGAUAUCGGCGAAACGCAAGAGUUUUCUUUUCGAGGUAAUUGUCUGAUUCAAAUAGAGUUUCCCAUGAAGGUUAAAGUCAAUAAAGUAGUCUUCAAACAAACCGGUAAGGCCGUCAAACAUAUUUCAUUAAUCAAUGAUGGUAAUUUGGAAGAAAAUGUACGUUUGAUUGAUAAAAGGGAUCAGGAAAUUGAAACGAAAAAUGGUAAAUAUGUAGAAACCUUUAAAAUGGAAGUAGAAAAUGAUAAGGAUAUCAUUGGAAUCAAAGAUUUGGAUAUGAUAUUGGAGACGGAAAAUCCACCAUCAACCAACAUUGACAAAAUUCCACCACGCUUACACAAACACGGAAAAAUAGAAUCGAGCAGUCACGAGUUUUUACGAACAACAGACUUUGAAUACGUAAAACUAUAUUUCGCUUUAGGUGAAAAAUACACCUCUAUCGAUGUUCAUAAAAGUCAACAAGAACGAGAGUUUAUAGUACAUUUAACGUUUGCCGAAGGUUCCGACUCCAUCCUUCAUGCUGGUGGUUAUAUUUUUAGAGCCAAGAUAAACAUCGAAAAAGAAAAAAGAAAAUAUUCCUAUCAUCUUAAAGAGGACCAUACGAAAAAAGAAAUGUCGUUAGUACGCGUAAAUGUUUUUACUUUUAAUACCCGAAUAUUUAAGAAUACUAGGCCAAACGACCACGCUCUAUGGGAUAUUCCGUGGUUCUAUUUAUCGGAAAUUCACUUAAUUUAA